Messenger RNA from Penicillium malachiteum, 342 nucleotides. RefSeq lists its product as uncharacterized. The transcript has a single exon. Lineage: Eukaryota; Fungi; Ascomycota; Eurotiomycetes; Eurotiales; Aspergillaceae. Bases 1 to 342 code for a protein of 113 amino acids. Gene Ontology annotation, biological process: regulation of DNA-templated transcription. Gene Ontology annotation, molecular function: DNA-binding transcription factor activity. The record is from RefSeq and is a predicted model, not a curated record.
AUGUGCUCCCUUCAUUCUGUGUCUCACCCCGAAGAUCCGGAACCGAAAGACAACGGGCAAAGUGCGAUACCCGUCGAAUUUGACUCAUCUGGCUCAAACUUUGCGGCGAAAAAGCGGCGACAGAACAUGAGGGCCGCGCGGGAUUAUCGACGUCGCAUCCAAAGAAUUGCAGAACUCGAAAGCUACAUCAGCUCUUCUGCGGACGAGAUCAACAAGUUGGAGCUGCUAGUUGGUUGCCUACGGGAUCAGUUGCUCAGUAUCACUCCUAUUGUUGAUUUUGUCCGCAGGAGGCAAUUUGAGAAUGCCUAUGCCGGCCUUGUCAACUUGCCACAGGUAAUUUAG